Aedes albopictus (Asian tiger mosquito) is the source of this 3092-nucleotide messenger RNA. Its product is annotated as nucleolar complex protein 4 homolog. Lineage: Eukaryota; Metazoa; Arthropoda; Insecta; Diptera; Culicidae. The record is from RefSeq and is a predicted model, not a curated record. Gene Ontology annotation, cellular component: nucleolus; Noc4p-Nop14p complex; small-subunit processome. The transcript is spliced from 5 exons. Gene Ontology annotation, biological process: ribosome biogenesis. The coding region runs from base 123 to 1661 and encodes 512 amino acids.
GAAGUGGUGGUGUGGUGCGUGUUUUUUUCUGUACCUAGUCAGUCGUCGUCAGGAGAGAGGAAAAUAUUUGCAGCGCAGUGAAAAAGUGCCCGAGCAGCUUUUUUUUUAAAUAGUUAGCAAAGAUGUCGUCGUCUGCAAAUUCCAACCAACAUCAGCAGCCAUCCAGCAGUAAAGCCAUUUCCCGGCAGCUGAAGGCCAAAGCGAGCGAGUUCCUCGCUGGCCCGGAAAGCGCAUCCAACAAUCUGCUGGAAAUCGUCGCGUUUUUGAAGGAGAGUAAUGCACGGAAAAGUGCCGUGAUCCCUGCCCUGCUGGUGGUGGAGUCCAUUUUCUGCGAGCUGCUGAAACGAAAUGAGAUGCAAAUCGUCGUGCAGCCAUUAAAACCAGCUGACGAAUCAACCGGAUCGUCUCACAAGCAGUGGCUGCAAGCUCAGUACAAAGAAUCGUUCAGUGCCAUACUGGAGUCGGUCGGCCACGAUAAGCCAGCGGAAAGUUCGCAAGCAUUGGCCACGGCCAUGAAGCUGAUUGUGGCGGAAACGGAACAUCCACUGGAAGCCAAUUCUGGCACGGUUCACUUUCCGUUGUCCAAGCUUCGACAAGUGCUCCAAGCGAUGCUGUCCUCGGAUCGACUGAAUACCCACCUGAUGAAUCGGUUUUUGGAAUAUUCGGCCCAUCUGGAUGUGAUCUACUUCUGCUGGAAGAUUGUGCCAUCGUUGGCUCCGAAAGAAUUCUGCCCAAGUACGGUGUUCAUCCAGAAUUACCUCAGCCUUGUGGGAGCCAUUUGCUUUGGCAAGGAAGCAGUAGAAGAAUCCCCAAGUUUCCUCUGCAUUCAGAUGCAGCUGGACUACCCCUACAUCCGGAAGCACAUCAACAAAACUUGGUCUUGCGUUAUGAACUGGAAGCACGACGAAACCAGCCAUCGGCAGCUGUUGAUUCUUCUGCUGGAGAAAGUUCUCUCCCAUCUGGAUAAACCGGUCCUGCUGACCGAUUUCCUCAUGGAUUCGCUGGACGUUGGCGGUGCCAUCAGUCUCCUGGCCCUGCAGGGCAUCUUUGUUCUCAUCCAGCAGCACAAUCUCACCUACCCGAACAUCUACGAGAAGCUGUACUCGAUGUUCGAACCGGAAAUCUUCCACACCAAGUUCAAGGCUCGCCUCUUCUACCUGGCGGACAUUUUUCUUAGUUCCAGCCAUCUCCCGGAAGGCCUAGUAGCCGCCUUCGUAAAGCGACUGGCCCGCCUGGCCUUGAUCGCCCCACCGCAGGACAUCGUCAUCAUCCUGCGGUUCAUCGGUAAUCUCUUCCUGCGACAUCCAGCGCUGAAGCGUUUGAUUUUCCAUCCCACCGGAGGCGAAGUUCCCCAAGACCCGUACGUGAUGGAUGAACGGGAUCCGAUCAAGUCGAACGCCCUCGACAGCUCGCUGUGGGAAGUGGCCACGUUGCAGUCGCACGUGCUGCCUUCGGUGGCCACCGCUGCCAAGUUUAUCUCCAAUCCGUUCCCGAGCGCCGAGUGGGAUCUGGCGUCCGUGUUGGAAAUCAACGAAAAUGAUAUUUUCGACAAAGAGAUCGCGCGAAAGUCCAAAGAAUAUGCCUUAAACCUGGAGAGACCGACGUCAAUGUUCGUGCACUGCGGUGGCGAAAAGACGUCCCAAUGCUGGAAGCUAUACUGAGUUCGCAACGCCACCGGCUUGGGGACACAACUUUAAAAAAUCAUCCAAAUUGGUUUGUUUUUUUUCUCCUUCUCAUUUUAUGACAUUUUCAUCUGCCUAACCUGUAGGCAGUUUUUGGUUAUUACAAAAGCGUACGACAUUUUGUACCACAAACAUGCAAACACUAACGGGAAACUUUUUGUUGUAAAACUGAAUUUCGGUUAGAUUUUAUCAACUUAUCUGUAUAUCAUGCAACAAACACAUUUAGUAGCUUAGCUUAGCGCGCUGGAAAAGCAGCUUAUAAUCACAUUACGAGGUGUAUAACGGAAAUAUUAUGUCUUAUCUGUAAUAUGCGCAUUACCACAUCUACAAUAGAGAAAGAAAUCCAUCAUACACGACAACCAGUAAAUGUAAUAGCCAUCCUUCGCAAUAGAUUAAAUACCGAAUACAGGAUCACAAUUACUAUUCGAAUAGUAGACAUUAUCAGAAUUAUGAAAUUGUAUAACUUCUCAAUAUAGUCAUAGUAAUAACCAAAUCCGCCAGCAUAAGGAGUAAUUCUCACUGAGACUUACCCUUAAACGACUAAACAGAAUGAAAUAUAACGUUCCUAUCCCGUCACACUUGAGUUGAAGUGUGCCGUAGAGCAAGACAACCCCUACACAAGCAGUAUGAUUCAUUGAAAACCCCCUCGAAAGCAACAGAAACCACACUGAUGAAAUGCAAAAAAAAAAACGUAUCGAUAUACAAUAGGUUCAUGUUGAUUGUUUUAUUCGAUGUUAUUUAUUGCUUAAUUGUAACAAUUACAUGCAAACUGAAGAAAAAAAAAGUAAAGUGAUAUUUUCAUUGUUCAACUUUGAAAACACAUUGGAAACAAAAAAAAAACAGGAGAAGGAAGUAAGUGAGUAGCGUGUAGAUAACACACACGACUUACCACGGAUGUGAUGCAAAACCGUUCAAAGUGUCCCUCUUGUCGGAACUUUGGUUGGAACGCGCAAAAAAAAAAAAAAUGAUAAAUGGAUCAUUCAGAACCGACACGGUUCUUCGAUUGGACAAACUAGGAAUGUAAGGAACCGCUGGCUGUAGAGCAGACUCGUCUUGCGUGAAGAGUUCCCCGUAUAGCUGAUAAGUAGGAUAUAUUUCAAUUGAACAACAUGGGAUACCAUUUGAGCGCCAUGAAUUGCAGAACCACAGCAACAACACUUACUAUUCGUACACAAAUACAUACACACAUACAAACACAUCUAUUAACCUGUACUUUAUAGAUAUGAAAAAGGAAAUCUUUACAAAAAAGCAGCGGUGAUCAUAGGAUAUUUGAAUUAUAAUGAUGUAGACCUCUAUACAGUAAAGAAAAAAAAAAAAGAAGCAAAAGGAUGAGUUGACAAAUGAGGGAGAAUGAUAGAAAGAUAGAGUACAUACAUACAAUAUAAAGGCCAAGUUCGGUUACUCUUCCAA